AACAAGCUGUUGCUUUGCGUACUAUCAGAGUCUUCAUAGUAGCUCGCCGUUGAGGUCAUAUCCGGGGGUUUGCUGCACCGAUCUUCAAGGACCGCUGUUUCCUAAGGAGACGAGAACUCUUUCUUUCUAUUUGGUAGACCCAAUGUCGGCAUAGACCUUCUCGCUUGGCGAGCCCUUGGCUGCUUUUUUGGCGACCACGCCCAGCCUUGCUGUAAUAAAGUUGGUCACAAAUUACGGGCUACAGUCUAGGGGCCCCUACGCCCCGUGCCUUUGUACAGUAUGGCUGCAGCUCCUACCAAUCUACUUCUCGCGCAGAACUUUACAGCAGCUGACUUGAACAACUUGGGGCGUGCAAAUAGCCCAGCCAUACCAGGUGGUCCACCACCAGGAGGCCCUGCGCCUAACGGCUUGCAGUUUCAGACUCGUGAGGAGGCGCAAAUGUUCCUCCAGGCCGCAGGGAGGGCACAACAAAACGGCGCAAACCCAGGCGGCAUUGCCCUUACGCGCGAUGCAGUGGCGGCUUUGCAGCACGCUGCGCAGGUAGCUGCAGUUAAUCAGGCAAAGAUGGGGCCACAUGCUGCUGCUGGUACGGGUGCUAACGGCAACAUUCGCCCGCCUGUGCCUGUCGUGCCGCAGCUUGGUCAGGGUCAGAACCCUGCGUUGGCGAAUCUGCACACCCAGGCGCAGCUUCAGGUAGCUAUGAAUGCCCAGCGCGCCGCUGCUGCCCAGGCCGCCGCGGCGCAACAGUCAGGUGGUCUGACGGCCGCGAACAACCAGGCGGCGCUCUUCCUGGUGCAGAACCAAUUGGCGCAAGCUCAAGCGGCCAACAACGCUGCUCAGGUCAACCCGUUUGGACUCCAGAACGGCCUUCAGAACAACCCCAUCGCGGCGGCAGCGGCGGCCGCUGCAGCGGUUGCUGCCACCACUCAGGCAGCUCAGGCGCGCGCAGCUGCUGUGGGAAACGCUAAUCUCCUACAGUUGCAGCAGGCUGCUCAGGCGGCGGGAUUGCAGCGCCCGCAAGCAAUGGCAUGGGCUCAAAAUCAGGCGCUGCAAAACGCUGCCCUGGCGCAACACAACCUGGCGCAACACAACCUGGCUCAGCAGAACCUGGCAGCCGCUCAGAACAACCCCGCAUUGCUCGCCGCAGCUCUGGCACAGCAAGCGCAGCAAGCCCGCGCAGCUCUGCAGGUACAGCAACUCGCGCAACAGCAGGCCGCCGCCGCAGCAGCUGCUCGGCCGCUCGCCCCCUCACAGCCUGGCAACCUCCAGGCCCAGCAGCUCCAGGUCCUGCGUCAGCUGCAGGCGCGCCUGAACGCCGCGCAGAACCCCAACGCACUCGCCUCAGCGGCGGCUGUGGCUCCCACCGCCGCUGCUAAGCCUACCGAGGCGCAGUUGCAAGCUCUUCGUACGGCUCUUGCACGCAGCGCCGCUGGUCGUGCUGCGCUCAACGCCGCCAACGUCCUGGGCGCUAACAACCCCCGCUCUGCGGUGCCGCAAGCUGCGAAUGGCACCGGUGCAGCUCCGCCGCUGAACCAGCUCCAGCAGGCGAUCAACCUGCAGCUCCUGCUUCAGCAGCAGCGCAACGCAGUGCAGGUGCAGCAGGCUCAGGCCCAAGUCAACGCGAUGGCCAACAACCUUGCCAACAUGCAGAGCAACGCGGCUGCGGCGCUGAACGGACAGCUGGCGGCGCUGCAGCAGGCCGCCGCCGCUAAUGCGGCUGCGAAUGGGCAGCGUCAGAUGAUGGCCGGCAACGCUGCUGCGGCUCUGGCGGGUGUUGGCGCGCCCAACACGGGAUCACUCAACGAUGUCAUGCUGCAGAACCUCCAGAAGAUGCAGCUGGCCAAGGCCAUGCAGGACUCCGCGGCUGCUGCCGUGUCCGGCCUUUCCAUGCCGGCUGCUGACAAGGUUGCGCAGGGUGGCGACGCGGCUGCUGCCGCCGCUAACAACAGCAGCAAGGAGCAGCGUCGCCUGGCGCUGGCAUGUGUGGCGCUGCAGCUGGCGCGCGGCGGCAUGACUGUGGAGCAGGCCAUCAACUCGGGCAUCAUGGGCGGCAUGAGCGUCACGGACGUCAAGUUCAUCGUCGAGUGCUACAACGCCGAGCGGCAGCGCAUGCAGAACGAAGGCACCCCGGGUACUGGUGGCGCCCCUGCAGCACCUCAGCAGCCGGGUGCUGCUCCGCCUGGCGGCGCCCCGCCUCCGCAGGGGCUUCACGGGCUCCCCGGCGGCUCCGUCAACGCGGGUGGGAUUCCUGGUUUCCCCGGCCACCUGCAGGGACACGUCGACCUGGGCAUGCAUGGAGCUGGUCUUGGCGGCAUGAUGGCGCCGCCGGGGAUGAUGGGCCACCCCGGUAUGCCGCCCUCGCAGCCGCCGCUGCCCUUUGCUCACUCGCCCUCUGCGCCCGGCAGCCCUGCGCCAAGCGAGUCCAAGGAUCCCUCGGUGCUGGCGCCCGGCGGUGGCCCAAGCCGCAUGGCCUCGGGCGGCAUUCCUAGCCACAUCUCCGGACCCGUCUCCCCGCCGCGCGCUGGCGGCCAGGACAGCCCCGUCCCGCGCGGCCACAGCACGCGCGCUGGCUCCGAGGCUGAGGGCGCGGCACAUGAGACCCGUUCCGAGGGUGGCGCAUCCUCGGAGAUUGCAGCAGACGCUGCCGCCGCCGUGGCAGCCCUAGCCAAGGAGCCCUUUGACGCCUUCUCCUACGCCUUCUUCGGCCCCACGGAGGGCCCUGCCAUGGGGGAGCUGCUUGGAGAGUUGGAGACGGGUGCCGGUUUGGACGGCGAGCUGGAGCCCAACGCGGUUGCACCGUUGGAUGCGGAGGCUCUGGAGGGUGACGCUAGGCUGAGUGGGCCCUCACCGCUGGGCGCGCUGGGUGAGUUGGCUCCGGACCAGGCGGCUUGGCUGCGCGCCGCUGCCUCGGCUAACCAGGCCCUGUGGGCAGGCGAGUCGGCUGAGGAGGGGCCCAUGUCGAACGAUGAGAUCGCUGCACGUCUGGCCAACCUGGACUUGGGUUCGGGCUUUUUCUGAGCCUGCCUACUAACAGAUGAGUUUACCAUUUCGUAGGGGUAUAUCUCAUUGAGUCAUGAGUGGAAAUUGGGAAGAUAGUAGAGAUGUGUUGCAGGCGGUGCCGAGCGGUCUGUUGGUGGUGAGCUUAUUGAGGGACAUGUGCCGUCUUUGCUAUGAGCGCGCAAUGCAGCAUGUGGCCUCUUGAGUAAUUAAGCAACUACCUUUGGGCCAUUAGGAAGACGACACACGCACACACACUUGACAAUUGAGUACACGUCAGGGGAGUGUUUUUCGAGAGGGAGCUUUCGUUUGGAGACGUGGCACUUCAAUAACGCGCCGCCCUCCGAUGCACCCGUCGUGUGGCAAAGAUCCAUUGUGGAUGCCUUCAAAGAAAGAUUACACCUCGUUUUGGGCAUCCUCAUAAUGUUGAUGAUCCACAAUAGACGGCAUCGUCUUGUGCGUUUGUUGACUACGUUUUGUGGGAGCAUAUUGGCAGAUCAAUGACAAUGAUGAUGGUGAAACGCCACGAGGGAAGCCACCAGCGCUGUGAGUGGGGCUAUGUGUCGCAAAGUGGUGCGCAGGCGCGCGUGUGGGGACGCGGCCGCCAUAGCGGCUGUGCACCCCGCCGCAGAGGCGUAUCCGUGUGCGAAACUUGCAUGCAGCGUGCAUAUCGGACGGUUCGUGUGUAUCGGUGUGUGGUGUGUCGGCGUGCUUUUGCUAUCCUGAACCUGUUUCUCUUUCUUUUGGUUUUCGAACCUUUGGUCAUGCCUGGUACUGCUGCUGCGGUUGUUGCUGUGGAGGGACCGGCUGCGGGGACGCGGGGCGGGCAGCAGUUGUCGUGUUCCCUUCCUGCUUUCCGGGCUGCGGUGGCCUGUCGAGUAAUAGUGUUGUUGUGGUCUUGAGGGGCGUGGUUCAGGGGGCGGGAUUAGCGUUACAGUCAACAACACGACCGCGGAACAUAUCUGCGGUCGAGCAGGAGGGUGCGCAGCUCUGAUGCGGGUGUCGAUAUGCACGGUGGCUGUGCUGAGGUCGCGAUGGUGGGGGCGAGGGGUCUGCGGCAACAAGGGCUGCAGAGGCCUGCUGGCACACCUUGCAUGGGUAGCCCCCCUCCUUGCGAGAGGCUGACGCCGUCUCGGCCUUGGGAUCCCGUCGUCAUUGUGGUGUCCGAGGGGACUGCUGGCGAAAUGCGGGGGGCUCAAAAAGUGAACUGGAUGCUCGCAGCUGCAGGCAAAGUUUUGCAUUCUCAUGGUGGUUGAGCCGUGUCAGCCCCAUGGGCAGGCUUCCCAAAGCAAGCAUGGCAUGUGGGGCGGCGUUUUCCUUCUUUCGAGGUCUGCGUUUCUGCUCUGGCCGGCGGCUGGUUCCGGGGCGCCCUGACGCGAUAUGGGGCACAUAGCCCCGGAAUGUUUGGUCGCGGCCCGGGAACGGGCAUACUACGUAUUGCAUUACACAGACUGAUGCACGUGUGUAUGGCGUGGUUGCGAGCACAGUUGCCUGGGUGUGUUGCUUUGUCAUUCUGUUGAGUCGCUGCUGGUGGUGCUGCUGCUGCUGGUGGUGGGGCGAGGCUCAAUGGAGCACACAGGCCCACUUGCUCACGCCACGUAUGUGAGAGGUCCACGUUUAGGCCAUCAAGAAGGGAGCCCUGUAGGCGCGACAAGUCGGCACUACUACAUACUACUGCUAUUGCUUCCACUGUUAUAGGCUGUAGAGAGAUUGCGGGGAAGGGCAUCGGGACGCGAGCGUGGGUGGAGAUGUGAGGGCGCCUUGUUUUGAUGCAUGAUACCUGAUAUGUUGUUAGAAAUGUGGGAGGUGAGCGCACCUGUGUGGAGGAUCGCCCGCGGGAUGCUGGGGCGGUUUUGCGUCGUCGGUGAUGCUGCCUUCCGUCGUGCCGCAUAUAAUGUCUCGUAGAGCGAUAGCCGCCAGAAAGCCAGGGAAAUAAUAGGUUUUGUGCCCUCUUUUCACAUUUGCACAUUGACCGCACGGGUUCUAUACGCGGGUGCACAUAUGAUGCAGUAAGGUCAGCUUUGCCACGUUGCCUUUUUCGGGCGCCCUCCUCUGUAUGUCUCUUUUAUUACGAUUAACUGCGCCUGCGCUGGUCUUUUAGGUUAGAUGUGUCACGCGUGUGUUUGAGAAAGGUUGUAUGCCACGGCCUCAUAGGCCUGAGGCUUGUUGUCGCCACAGCUUAUCAGAGCCGCGAUGAUUGCAAUGCAGCACAGGUAGGAGGCCUUUAUAAGCAUGAUGGCUGCGGUCCCGGUGUGCAUGCACUUUGUCUUAUGCUGAUGACGAGUGCAGGUUGGGUCGGAUGAUUUGCUUUGGUUUGUGAAGCGGGCGGGCCCCUGGGUUGUUGGGUUUUUUCCACAUUACAAUAUGGUUAAUAGAUAAGUUAGUAUGACGGCUGUGCUCCUGGACAAGAUCCCGCAGAUCACCGGUGUGGCUGGGGUGUGCAGUACAUCAUGCUUCACCCGGUGUUCGUAGGAUGCAUGGUCAAAGGUUGGUUGCGCAGUCGGGUCGGAAGCUCUCUAGGAGCCGGAGUUCUAUAACCGUACAUCCGUUAGGUCUUAGAUCCUUUGAUGAGCGUUCAAUCCAUGUUGCAGCCUCUUGUCCGUGUUUUGCGGCACCUCCAAGCUCUAUAUGCUGCUGCGCACCCAGCUCAUUUGGAGAUUGCCUGUACAGAAUAUAAAUCCAAGCAGUUGUAGGCAGGGCGCGUGUGUGUGUAAUGUGCGUGUGUUCUUUUCGGUCCGCGAAAGUGCGAGUGCUGGUAUGUGCGUGUUGUUAUGUUGUUUUUUGGUGGCAUGAACUACUACUACCUCCUAACAACCCACCUUCGGUCGAACAACCCGGCGAAUUAGUACAGAGAAAAGCGCCGCUAUACUCGGCGGCAACAUGGUGAUGUGUAUAAUGCCCAACAAUUGAUUCCCCCGUAUGUACGGCGAAGACUGGUGUGCGUGUUUCUGAUUCAUACGUACUACCGCACAGUGUUAAGAACCUUCUGACCGGUGCGUGUGCAAGUGCGUUGUCUUAUCAUCAACCGCAGGCGUCGGUGUGCUCCUGAAGGGUGCGCACGGGGCUACAUUGCCUGCGUCACUUUCCCACACGGGGCGCCGCGGCGUUGCAGUUAGCGGCGGCGGCAUUGGGCGUUGUCUAGGCUGUGUCUCUAGGCUGCUUUGCUGCUCGUCCUCGUGUGCAUGUGUGCGCUUGCCCCGUUACCCCGUCUGUGCACGACAACUUAUAGGACAUGAGCCGCGCGUUCCACUGCUAAUGUGGCCGCGGAGGGGUCGCGGAGGGCCCGUUGGCGUGUAUAUCGGCAUUGCCAGUUUUGGAGGUGGUGGAGGGGGGCCGCCGUCUUCGCAACAUUUUUUCUGCUGCUGCGCGUGACAGUGCGUUGUGAUCUGCGUGUCUCGCGUGUGUCUCACCAUGUUGCUCCCCGGUGUUGUACCCUUCGACUACCUACUUGCGUCGUCGUCGCUGCUAGUUUCCUAACCGUCUCUCUCCACUGCUAGUCGCCCCUUAUUAACGACCCCAUAUGUGUGGGGGCGCACGGCCUGCUGCAUCCCAUGUCAUUCGUUGACCGAGGUUGGUUCCUAGGGAAGAUGUGUUGGCCUCAUACCAUAGCUUGAGGCGGCUGACGGGCCGCCGGAAACUGUGGCGAUACUUGAGGACCGUAAAUUUUACAGAUUUACGCGAAAAGAAGCUAUAGUGUCGGUGUGCGUCUGUCAUUGUGCAGAUAUACUUAUGCGUGUUGCGGAAAGAGGAUGCGGAGGGCAGGCAUAUGUGUGUAGGUACUGUGUACAAAGUGCGUGUGAAGGUUAGGACGGUGCUAUUGGUCGUGUGUGCCAUUGUCUUGUGCCAUUGUAGAUCGUGCCGUGUGUGUAUAAAGUUGCGCUUUGUGUCGAUUUAUUUGGCUCCUGGGCCUAAAUCAAAGGAGUAUUAUGUAGUCUUAAUUAGUUGCGGCGGAGGAAGAAGACAGCAUUGGUUGCGAUACUCGGGUUUGGUGUGAAGGGGGUGUGGUUUAGCGCAGUUGUGGUGGCGGCGGUGGUGGUGUAAGGGUGUGUGAGCUGUGGAGCGAGUGAACAAUGGAGCUCUGGAAAUUAUUCGUAAAAUGCAUGUAAUGGGCCUUUCCAUGUUUGUCUUGGACCUGCUCGAGC
Messenger RNA from Astrephomene gubernaculifera, 7139 nucleotides. The record is from the annotation of a GenBank genome assembly. Lineage: Eukaryota; Viridiplantae; Chlorophyta; Chlorophyceae; Chlamydomonadales; Astrephomenaceae.